Rhagoletis zephyria (snowberry fruit fly) is the source of this 1841-nucleotide messenger RNA. RefSeq names its product Inhibitor of growth family, member 3 (gene Ing3). The record is from RefSeq and is a predicted model, not a curated record. Gene Ontology annotation, cellular component: NuA4 histone acetyltransferase complex. Lineage: Eukaryota; Metazoa; Arthropoda; Insecta; Diptera; Tephritidae.
AGAAAAAUUCUUGUGACAGUGCUUUUGGAGAGGCGUGUUUUUGCUGAUUUUUCAUCAAUUUGUUGCUAAUAAAUUUAAUAUUUGAAAUUUUGCGACUAUUUGGUCUUAACUUGUGCAUAACUAUCUAGAAAACAUGUUAUAUCUAGAGGAUUAUCUUGAAAUGAUUGAGCAUUUGCCACAGGAGCUCCGUGACCGCUUUACAGAGAUGCGCGAAUUGGAUUUAACUGUGCAAAAUAGCAUGGACUCAUUGGAGAAAAAGACACGGACAUUUUUUCAACAAUGUAAACGCGGUGAGUUACAAAAUGAAACAGCCGAUUCGGAUUUUCAAAAUCUUCGCAAAGAGUACUACAAAGUGCUGGAGGAUGCCGAUGAAAAAGUAAACAUUGCCACACAAAUACAUGAGUUGGUCGAGCGUUACCUGCGCCGUUUGGACAGCGAACUUUUUAAGUUCAAAUGUGAACUAGAAGCUGAUAAUAAUGGUAUUACAGAAAUAUUAGAAAAACGUUCAUUAGAGUUAGAUGGGGGUUCAAGUGCGGCAACAGCUUUGAUAAAUGUAAUUGGUGUUACACAGAAAGAAAACAGAUAUUACGGCUCAAUAGGUGUACCGGCAACUACAAAUAGUCAUAGUAUAUUAAGCGUACCCGGUGGCACCAUGGGCGGGUUAUCACUCCCGGCAACGCCAUUGGCAGCACCAACAGAUAAUCGCUAUCGCACACCUAAACCAGAGAAACGACGAGACAGUACUACAAAUAUUUCCGGUAUACCAGAAAAACGUCCAAAAAUUAAUAAUACCAUAACGUCAGCUAAUCCUUCUGUUGCUGUUGUGCGUCCCAUAACGCCUGGAAUAGGUACACAUGCUGUGCUUAGUUCUGCCACGACUGCAGUUAGCGCAGCAGGCAACCCUUCCGCAGUUGCUUACAAUUUACAACAAUUAGGAGGAUCUGCUUCGAAUGCAAUCGCUGCUGCGGCCAGUCAAGCCAUAGUUGCAACUCAACAAAUGCCGCAAGGGCGGCGCACAGCAAGUCUUAAAGCCAGUUAUGAGGCUAUACAUGGUGCUGGCGGCGGCCCACCCGAGUUUUGGAUAAGUCGUGAUAUCGCAAACGCUGCGACGGCUGCUGCACAAACAGUACUCCCGACUCCUAGCCUAGAAAAGAAACAGAAAAAGAAAAUAAAUACCAGCAGUAUUACUCACGCCAACACUACUAUAAGUGGCAGCGCACCGUCAUCAGCCAUUUCAUUAGCAUCAUCUUCGUCUUCUGUCAGUGUAGACUCAGUAGAUAUGCUACCGUCUUCCUCUAAUUUGACUACAGUUGGAAAUCUUAGCGUCACGUCUAUUGGUCUAACAGCUAUUGGAGCAGGUGGUGCUUCCACUUCAGCUGCUGCAGCAAAUCGCGCCAGCUCAGUCUCGUCUUCGAUCUCAUCAAGCACCCUUGCUCCUACCUCAAAUAUUACCAUCAAUGAAAAUGGGUUGGUGGUGGAGCAAACUCCUGAGGGAGAAUGGUCCUAUGAUCCGAAUGAACCACGUUACUGUACUUGUAAUCAGGUCUCGUAUGGAGACAUGGUCGCUUGUGACAACGAUGCUUGUCCUUACGAAUGGUUUCAUUAUCCCUGUGUGGGUAUUACACAACCACCAAAAGGCAAGUGGUAUUGUCCGAAAUGUACAGCGUCAAUGCGUCGUCGUGGGGACAGGAAAAAUUAGUACAAAUCCAAAUUCUAAAACUUUCCAGACUACUAAAGUUUCAGCAGCCUUAUUUUAGUUAUUAAAUAAACUUCUAACCGCGUUGUGUAUUUCUCAACAUUUAUCUUUGAUUGGAUUUCAAUAAACCUAGGGCUAUAAAACA